GAGAGAGAGAGAGAGAGAGAGAGAGAGAGAGAGAAGACAGAGAGAGUGAAAGAGGGACAAUGGAAGCUCUAGCGGUCUUUGGAGGAAGUCCUUGUGUUUCAACUUCAUCUCUUCAGUCAGCUUCAGCUACGACUAAAAGGAGUGGGAGCUUAUCUUGCACCCACAAUCUGACUCUGCGCACUCGCCAUCUUUCUGCAUUCCAUGGGUCUCCUUCCCUUUUCUUGUGUUCCCCAACUCUUUCCCAUGCUAAAAGGCGAGCCAGGAAGAUCAGACCCAAUAUCUUCCUUCCUCACUUGAUUGAUUCCAUGGAAGAUGUUGAAGAGACAACAUACAUAACGGUGAAGCCCGAUGGCGUCCAACGUGGCCUGGUUGGAGAGAUAAUUUCUCGGUUUGAGAAGAAGGGGUCUAAAUUGACUGGCUUGAAACCUUUCCAAUGUCCCAAGGAAUUGGCCGAGGAGCAUUAUAAGGAUCUUCAGGCCAAGCCAUUUUUUCCUAAGCUUAUCCAAUGCAUCACUUCUGACCCAGUUGUGUGCAUGGCUUGGGAGGGUGUUGGUGUUGUUGGUUCUGCACGUAAACUUAUCGGGGCAACAAAUCCUCUUCAAGCUGAACCAGGCACCAUUAGAUAG
Messenger RNA from Telopea speciosissima, 626 nucleotides. Its product is annotated as nucleoside diphosphate kinase 2, chloroplastic-like. The record is from RefSeq and is a predicted model, not a curated record. Lineage: Eukaryota; Viridiplantae; Streptophyta; Magnoliopsida; Proteales; Proteaceae. Gene Ontology annotation, biological process: UTP biosynthetic process; CTP biosynthetic process; GTP biosynthetic process. Gene Ontology annotation, molecular function: nucleoside diphosphate kinase activity. The coding region runs from base 60 to 626 and encodes 188 amino acids. The transcript has 6 exons.